AUGGCUACGGAAGCACCCAAGAAGGUCGAAUGGCUCGUCGUCAUCCCCGACUUCCCCGGCGCUCAGGCGAAGAGGUUGGAGGUGCGCCCACAACACUUCGCCGGCCUCGGCCCCGCCAAGGAAUCCGGGCUGUACCAGAUGGGAGGCGCCGUCCUCAACGAACCCCCCACCUCAGACGACCCCACCACCUUCUCCUUCGCCGGCAGCACCAUCGUCAUCCUGGCGUCGAGCCGUGAGGAGAUCAGGGAGGUGCUGCGCAAGGACGUGUACGCCAGCUCGGGGGUUUGGGAUGUCGAGAAUGUGAGUUGA
Messenger RNA from Chaetomium globosum CBS 148.51, 309 nucleotides. RefSeq lists its product as uncharacterized. Bases 1 to 309 code for a protein of 102 amino acids. The record is from RefSeq and is a predicted model, not a curated record. Lineage: Eukaryota; Fungi; Ascomycota; Sordariomycetes; Sordariales; Chaetomiaceae. The transcript has 3 exons.